AUGGUCGUAGCAAGUGAUGUGUUACCAUUAAUACACACAUUGUUGAUUGGUGCUGGUUUGAAGAAAACAGCAUCAGUAUUGACCAAGGAAGCGAAAUUACAGAGUAAAGCUUUUCAAAGUGAACAUGAUUUACUGGACGUGUAUGAAUUCUAUUUGAUGCACUAUAUAAAUACGACCAAGGAGAAGGAGAAGAAGGAGAAGAAGGAGAAGAUUGUGUCGUCCAGUACUAAUGAGAAAGAGAAGAAAAAGUCCAAGAAGAAUACAACAAAAACUGUGAUUGUUCAAAAGGAAGAAUCUUCGAGCUCGGAUUCAGACGAAGAAUCAGAAGAAGAGAAGAACAAAGUUAUUGACAAGAAUGCUGUUGGUAAGAAGGAAGAAUCUAGUAGCUCAGAUGAUUCAUCUGAUAGUUCCUCGGAUGAGGAGAUUGAGAAAUCUACCAAGAAGUCUGGACAUGUUAAUAAAAAGAAGACCAAGACUGCCGUAAAGGACCUCUCGGAUGACGAGAAGCUGAAGUCUAAUAAGCGUAAGGCUAAGACUUUUGCUGCUGAAAAGACAUCCAAGAAAGCCAAGUGUGAAGCAGACUCUAGCUCUGACAGCAGUGACAGCUCAUCGUCGGAUGAUAGUUCCUCAGACUCUUCGGAUUCCGAUUCGGAUUCGGACACUUCGGAUCAUGAGGAGGCUCAGAUGAAGGAGGCGGUACGUCGUAAAGAGGCCGCAAAGGCCGCACUAGAGUGGCAGCCCAAGAAAGUUGAAAAGGUGGUUACGAAAACAAAGUCGGCGGGCACACCGUUCCAGCGUGUGGAUGGCGAGUUUUGGUCACAGAAGAUUGUGGACGACACGCUGCGUGACAACAGCUACGAAGGCACUUUUGGUAUUGACGGCGUCGGUGUCAAGGCCAAUAAUAAGCUCUUGAAAACGCGUGGUAAGGAUUUUACGAAGGGCAAAAACAAACUCAAACGCUCGACGUACAUGUGCGGUGCCAUCAGCAUGGCUUCGAACUCGUUCAAGUUUGAAGAGUAA
Messenger RNA from Peronospora farinosa, 1020 nucleotides. NCBI's taxonomy places the organism in Eukaryota, Oomycota, Peronosporomycetes, Peronosporales, Peronosporaceae. The record is from the annotation of a GenBank genome assembly.